This is a messenger RNA of Penicillium griseofulvum, 1269 nucleotides long. RefSeq names its product aromatic ring-hydroxylating oxygenase subunit alpha. The record is from RefSeq and is a predicted model, not a curated record. NCBI's taxonomy places the organism in Eukaryota, Fungi, Ascomycota, Eurotiomycetes, Eurotiales, Aspergillaceae. The transcript has 2 exons. Gene Ontology annotation, molecular function: 2 iron, 2 sulfur cluster binding; iron ion binding. Bases 1 to 1269 code for a protein of 422 amino acids.
AUGCUCAAGAAUUACCUCGGACUUGGGGGAGCAGAGACAUCUCCCAGCCCCGCCGAUGACAAUUCCCCAGCACACCCUCUCCCUGCUUCCUGGUAUUCUUCACAGGAUAUACAUGAACUAGAGCGACGGGCCAUCUUCUCCCGGAAAUGGCUUUUGACCACACAUAAACUGCGCUUCCCUAAAACAGGCGACUGGCUCCGAUACGACAUCGCCGGAUACGCCUUUAUCUUGGUGAAAGAUCGUGAGGGAAAUAUCAAUGCUUUCCACAACAUUUGUCGGCACCGUGCAUUCCCAGUGGUUACCGAAGAGGGUGGCAGCUCCGGGAUUUUCUCUUGUCAAUAUCACGGAUGGUCGUACGGCCUUAAUGGCAAACUUGCUAAGGCCCCUGGCUAUCAAGAUCUCCAAGGCUUCGAUAAGAGCAAGAACGGCCUUCUUCCGAUCCAUGUUCAUAUUGAUGUCAACGGUUUUAUCUGGCUCAAUUUGGAUGCCGGUGAGAAGCCCGAGAUCUCGUGGGAAGAUGAGUUCAAAGGAAUCGACCUGCAGCCACGUUUCGACGAUUUUAACUUUGAUGACUAUAACUUCGACCACGCUUGGGAAAUGAGUGGGGAGUACAACUGGAAGAUUCUGGCAGAUAACUACAAUGAAUCUUACGGUCCCUCGAUUUCCAAUCACAGCUCGGAUGCCGCAGAUACCAUAGACGGCAACUCCACAACUGAGGAGGUAGUCAAUGCGCUGAAGAUUGCCAGCACAUAUUAUUUCCCCAAUGCUGUCAUGACUGUCUUGCCCAACUUCUUCGUCAUGCAGCGAAUCGUGUCUACAAGCCCCACCACAUGCUCAGUGCGCUAUGAAGUCUAUCGCCACACGGACUCCAACGACGAAGAGUUUGAAACCAUCAAUGAAACAUACAAGCGUAUUAUGUCCGAGCACAACGAUAUCUGUGUUGAAACACAAAAGAAUCUCAACUCAGGAGCUCUUGUAAAUGCCCAACCCCACUCCAGGGCGGAAGAGGGGCCAGUCUACUUCCAGAAGGUCGUUCGUGACCUGAUCAUGGGGCAUCAUAAGCGGGAAGAGGACGCAGGGGAGGAGAUUUGGCCCGCACGACAAAGAAUGCCCAAGGAAGAGGCAGUGAGCAAAGAGGAUAUGGACUUUUGUUCCAAGUUGACACGCAAGGACGGAUCAGCUUUGACCUCGGGGGGUUGCUGUGGGGGAGGAUGUGGGGGUGGACCUCCUACUAUUGAAGCAACGGCACCUGAAACUAUGGUGGUUUAA